Yamadazyma jaroonii is the source of this 567-nucleotide messenger RNA. Lineage: Eukaryota; Fungi; Ascomycota; Pichiomycetes; Serinales; Debaryomycetaceae. The record is from the annotation of a GenBank genome assembly.
AUGGCUAAUUUAAGAACUCAAAAAAGAUUAGCAGCAAGUGUUAUUGGAGUUGGUAAAAGAAAAGUUUGGUUAGAUCCAAAUGAAACCACCGAAUUAGCUGGUGCUAACUCAAGACAAGCCAUUAGAAAAUUAUACAGAAAUGGUACUAUUGUCAAAAAACCAACUGUCGUUCAUUCCAGAUCAAGAGCUAGAGCUUUAAAAGAAUCUAAAGCUAACGGUAGACAUAUGGGUUACGGUAAAAGAAAAGGUACCGCUAACGCCAGAAUGUCAAGUCAAGUCUUAUGGAUGAGAAGAUUAAGAGUUUUAAGAAAAUUAUUAGCUAAAUACAGAGAUGCUGGUAAAAUUGACAAACAUUUAUAUCAUAAAUUAUAUAAAUCUGCUAAAGGUAACACUUUUAAACAUAAAAGAUCUUUAGUCGAACAUAUCAUCCAAGCUAAAGCUGAAGAUUUAAGAGAAAAAUCAUUAAAAGACGAAUCUGAAGCUAGAAGAUUAAGAAACAAAGCUGCUCGUGAAAGAAGACAACAAAGAGUCAACGAAAAAAGAGAAGCUUUAUUAGCUGAAAAUUAA